Messenger RNA from Pseudovirgaria hyperparasitica, 1910 nucleotides. RefSeq names its product proline oxidase. Gene Ontology annotation, cellular component: mitochondrion. The record is from RefSeq and is a predicted model, not a curated record. Gene Ontology annotation, molecular function: proline dehydrogenase activity; FAD binding. NCBI's taxonomy places the organism in Eukaryota, Fungi, Ascomycota, Dothideomycetes, Acrospermales, Acrospermaceae. The transcript has 2 exons. The coding region runs from base 223 to 1659 and encodes 478 amino acids.
CGAGUAACAGAUAACCUCCUCAGCUGCAGUGCAGACAAGUUACUUAAUAGUAAGUACCCAAGUAGGCACGAGACCUGAUAAGUCGCGUAACCCCAGUCCGUGCCUGCCAGUUCGUACCUUUCUUAUAUCAACUUCACCUUCAAGUCCCCCCUCCCGCUUCAUCACCAGCUUCCCCUCUCUUUUCUCCAUCUCCUGCUCUCAUUUUCCGUUCUCUCCCUACAUAUGGCCACAAUGAGAUCUCAGAUGCACGCUGCCAGACAUUUCCGGACUUUGACGCCGACAUACGUCCUCAGCUUCUCUCGUUCAGUCCAAUCCAGCAAGCCUCGGAGUGUCGCCCUUCCAGCUUCGCCGUUUCCUUCAAUCCCUCCUCACCAUGCCGUAUCCAAACCUCCAAUUACCAGUCCCCUAUCCCGACUCCCUGCCUCCGAUGUCCUACGAAGCUAUGUCAUCACAGCCAUGUCCUCGUCGCCCAUACUGCUAGACGCAUGUCUCGCUCUCCUGACGCGCAUGCUACAGUCAAAGUCGGCUUUACUCAAUGUGGACAAGAAUCCCAUUCUCUCGUGGCUGCUGAAGAAGACAUUCUAUGCUCAAUUCUGUGCGGGAGAAAAUAGGGCAGAGAUACAAAGCACUAUGGCUCGAAUAAAGGACCUGGGCUACAAGGGCGUUAUUCUCGAAUAUGCUCUGGAAGUCCUUGGUGAGAAAGGCCAGUCGUCUUUGAGUGCUGAUAGUGCCGAGACCAAGGCGGCCGUUGAGCAUUGGAGAAAGGGUGCUUUACAAACGGUCGAGAUUUGCGCGCCCGGCGAUUUUGUCGGCAUCAAAUGGUCAGGCCUGGGCCCAUAUGCCCUACAGCUUCUAAAACAGAAUAAGCCACCCACGCCGCUUAUGCACGACGCAAUCACGCAGCUCUGUGACCGAGCCUCUGCGAAAGGCGUGAUGCUUCUCAAUGACGCAGAGGAACACGCCACAAAUAUCGGCAUUGACUCGUGGAACCGCGCUCUGCAGCGCAAAUACAACACCAAGGAACGAGGCCGUGCCAUAGUAUACACCACCUAUCAAGCCUACGACCGCAGCACACCCGUGAAUCUUGCACGUGACCUGGCCGAAGCACAGAAGCAUAACUAUAUCCUUGGUGUGAAGCUCGUCAGAGGCGCAUAUCUGAAUUCCGAACCGCGACAUCUUCUCUGGGCCACCAUUGAGGAGACGCACAAAUGCUACGACGAACUGACUGAAUCCCUGCUCAAGCGGCAGUACGGUGACAUGCUCCGUCCCGCAGAUCCAGAAAAUACCACAUUUCCAGAGGUCGAGCUGGUUAUCGCAACGCAUAAUGCAGAGUCUGUACGCAAAGCGCGCGCGAUUCGCGAUGCGCAGGCUGCAAAUGGCGAGCCACGGAUCAAGCUUGCAUACGCACAACUUCUGGGCAUGGCAGAUGAGGUCAGCUGCAACCUACUGGACAAGACGAGGGGUGUAUCACGGCCUGCAGAUGUCGAUACGCCGUUCGCAUACAAGUGUGUGUCCUGGGGUACGACGCGGGAGUGUUUGAACUAUCUCCUCAGAAGAGCAGCAGAGAACAAGGAUGCGGCAUCUCGAACGGUGGGUACACGGAGAGCUAUGGGUGCGGAAAUUCUCCGCCGUGUGAGAAGUGUUUUCGGAGCAGCAUAAGAGGCUCCAAGCCAUGACUGUUAUGAUUUCCCUUUUUGCGGUCAUGCAUAAGCAACGGCGUCGUAGGCAAGUUUUCAUUAUAGGAGCGUGAUGAGGGGCAUCAUGCGUUUGUCCAUACAGGACUAGGACUCUCCGGGUGGCACAUUCAUGAUCAACGUUAUGCACGUAUGAUACCGGGUAGUAAGAAUAAAGAUUCUGGCGUGUAAUUCACUUGUUCGAGCCGGUUGUCGUGCGCAGUGACUGAUAGGGAG